Plutella xylostella (diamondback moth) is the source of this 1349-nucleotide messenger RNA. RefSeq names its product C2H2-type zinc binding domain-containing protein spindle-F (gene spn-F). The record is from RefSeq and is a predicted model, not a curated record. Lineage: Eukaryota; Metazoa; Arthropoda; Insecta; Lepidoptera; Plutellidae.
UAUUCUUGUGUUUUUUUUGUUGAUCUUGUUCUUCCUACACCAAAAAUAAACAAUAAAAACUGAAUACUAGAAGAUAAACAUAGAAAGAAGGAUAUAUUGAUCAUAAACAUGUGUAUAUAUAGUUAAUUUAUUGAUAUGAGUAAAAAAAUAAAGAAGUAGAUUUACUAAAAUGGAGUCAUCUUCAAUCGUAAGUUUCAACAAUGAUUCAGCGUUUCAGAACACACUGAAGCCUGAAAACAACGUUAGUGUACAUGAAUUGGCUCUCCACGCCAUGCGGGACAGAUGUCUAUUGCUACAGAGAAGAAUAAACGCCUUAGAGGCUGAUAAUAUGCGUUUAAAGAUGGAUAUCAAUAAAAAUAGUGACAACUCCCCAUACAUUCCACUGCAAGAAGAUGAGAAGUUAUCUUUGCAUCAAAAGAUAGCAGAACUGAAGAAACAGAAGUCGCAGCUCAUGCACCACGUGUUCAUGGUCUCCUGUGAGAACAAAAAUUUGUGGAACAAAGUGUCGAGCAUUAACAAAACUGAUAAACCCGCACCCACCAAACUGGAGUAUGGAAAACAACCUCUACUCCGCACAAAUACAUACAUACAGAGCACACCGAAGACCAGCGCAGCCAACCAGGAGAAGUUUGCAGAAACUAGCUUAGAAGAGAUCUCACUCAAGCUAAUAAAUAGUUAUAUUCAAGAGAAGUCUCAACUGGUAGAACAAUAUGAGCAGAUGACUCAACUUCAGGAUGAAGAUGUGCUGAAUCUUGACUCAAUAGGUUUUGCGUACAUGGAGGAACCGGCAACAGAUUCUCUAAAAGAGAUUUUGAGCCAGACAGAGAAAUUGCACAAUAUGAAAAAAGAAUUAGCACAGCAGGAGAAAGAUUUAAAGUUAGUCAUAUCCAGAUUAGAAAAUAUUUUACAAGAUGGGUACAAAUGUGCCACUUGCAUAAACAGAAACGGAAAAACGGUAGCAUCAGAACACAAGGAAAUAGAGACUAGCGAUAGCUUAGCCAACUUUGGCACUCCCGCAGAUUCUACAACAUUUAAUGAAAAUGUUUGCGAAGGGAACACUUUAGCAUACAAAACAGACCAGGAAGCUAAUGAAAAAAGGGAUGAAUACACUAAUAUGAUAUGUCCAAUGUGUGGUGAAACAUUCCCAGAAGAAACAAAGUUUACAGACUUUCAGUCACAUGUGGAGCAACAUUUUACAGGAGAAAUAGAACCUGAUUCUAUCAUUGACACCUUUGAUAACAUUCCCAAUUCGAUUGAUAAUAUGAUCUAGAUCUUUGUUUGUUAUAAUUUAUUGUGCUUGUACCUCAUGUAUAUUUUUUGCCAGUAAUUAAAUUAAACUAUAUUGUUUU